This is a messenger RNA of Ostertagia ostertagi, 402 nucleotides long. The record is from the annotation of a GenBank genome assembly. NCBI's taxonomy places the organism in Eukaryota, Metazoa, Nematoda, Chromadorea, Rhabditida, Trichostrongylidae.
AUGUAUGACACGUAUCUGAUGAGCAGAUUUCUCGGUAUGCCGUUGCCACCAAACUACGAGGAUCGGCUCUGGAUCACCAAAAUUCUCGACCAUAUGAGUUACGAAGAGGCUUUCAGUCGACGGCAUGAAAUCGCUUUUCGUCCUUACAAGAAGGACCGCACUGCCAACAUCCAUAACAAAUGGGUCUACAAGGUUGAAUUUGAACUCUACAACGGCUCACACAUCCAAACAUGGGAGAUCGAAGACCAUCUUGUGCACUUGAAAGAGCUCGAUACCUACAAGGAGAAAUACAUUACUGGAACUGAAGAUCGGUCGAGAAUUUAUACACGCUGUCACUGGACGAGCAGCAGCGACGACGAGAAGGAAUCGAAUGUGUCAGAUGAAGACACCAUCAUAUCAUGA